AUGUUUCUCUUUUUCAUUCUCUUUAUUGGAUGUCUUUUCAAAACAAUAUUUGCGUCUUUACGCAUUCCAUAUACUGGUCUCAUUAUAUUAAUUGGCUUUAUAGGUGGUAUUCUUUUUAAUAUUUUUACUAAAGAUGAUACAUUUCUUACUAUAACAACGGCAUCACCUGAUCUACUUGUCGGCAUCUUUCUGCCUGCAUUAGUUUUCGAAUCAGCAUAUCGUACUGAGUAUCAUGCAUUCAUGAAAUCACUCUAUUCCAUUCUACUUUUCUCAAUUGUUGGUUACUUGAUAUCAUUAUUUAGUAUUUCUACAUUGAACAAAUGUUUAUUUCUUUUCCAACAAUGGACUUUUCUUCAAUGCUUAAUGCUGGGUAUUAUUCUGAGUAUUACUAGACCUAUAACACUUAUGCGUCAAACAGGUUUAUCGUUGUUUUUUAUAGAUUAUGGAAAAACGAAACGAUUGAGUAUUAUUCUUGAAGGCGAAGCAAUAAUCAAUAACAGUCUAGCAAUUAUCUUAUUUAAUGCCCUCAAAAGUUUUGUUGUUAAUGAUCAGUUGUGGCAUACAAUCAAAUUUUUUAAAACAACAGCUAUAGCUUUAGUAGGUGGUAUUGGUUUUGGUGGCAUAGCUGGUCUCUUGGAAAUUAUCUGUUUACCUCAUUUUUAUGAUGAUCCAAUUAGUGAAGUUACCAUAACUACUGCUAUUCCUUAUAUGCUCUAUUGGUUAUGUAAGUGA
Rotaria sp. Silwood2 is the source of this 732-nucleotide messenger RNA. The record is from the annotation of a GenBank genome assembly. NCBI's taxonomy places the organism in Eukaryota, Metazoa, Rotifera, Eurotatoria, Philodinida, Philodinidae.